CCAUUUCCCGAGAGAAGAGAAAAAAAAAAAAACAAUAACAAAGCAAAAAAACACACAGAGAAAAGAAAGCAAAAGAAAAGAAAGAAACAGAGAAGCAGAAGAAGACUCUCUUCUUUCUUUCUCUGCCAUGAAAUCUCCCUUCACAGCUCAAAACAACAACCAAUUCUUCAUCUCUCCAUCUUCACCAUCAUCAUCAAAACCAUUUACAACAACAACGACCACUGUCACUACAAAUCCUUUGAAAAAUAACCAGAACACCAAUUCUUCCACCAUUACUAAUAGUUACGAACCGCUAGAUCUUCGUCGAAGUCCUAGUCCAGUUGGUGGUGGUGGUGGUGGAGGCUCAGACUCUGUUCCUGGGUUUACGACGUUUUCAAGUGUUUCUGAUGAAUCUCCUCAUCAUCAUCUCAAUUGGAAUGAAAAUCAUCAUCAGCAACAGCAAACUCCUCUUUUACCAUCAGAAGAUUGGGAUUCCAUGAUUUGGGAUUUAGGUAAUACUUUCAAAGUAGAUGAUAAUAAGAUUAACAUUUUACCUCAAUUUGGUCCUUUUUAUGAACCAAACCGCUCAUCUCCUCCUCUUCCUCCUCCUCAGUUUCCAACUUCAUCUGAGAAUCCUCCUUUUAAUUCAUCAUUUCCGGUUGUCAAAACUGAAAUUCACCCAAAUCAUCAUCAAAACCAUAGCAAUUUUCAUCCCGGCGGAGUUGUCGUUGUUGAUUCGAUUGAUAAUAGUAAUAACCUUCAAUUCGAUUGUUCACAAUUAGAUCAGUUAAUUCGAGCAGCAGACUCAGUGGAAUUAAAUGAUUUACAUCUCGCUCAGAUGAUAUUGGCGCGGCUCAAUCAAACAUUACAGAAUCCUUUCGGUAAACCAUUACAGAGAACUGCUUAUUACUUUAAAGAAGCUCUUCAAAACUAUUUGAAUUUGAAUUUGACUUGCAAUGUUUUAUCAUCACCUUCCGAUAUUGUUCAGAAAAUUAGAGCAUAUAAAAUCUUCUCAGAAAUUUCACCAAUUCCACUCUUUGCUAAUUUCACUGCAAAUCAAGCUCUCCUGGAAGCUUCAGACGGAGCUAUGUUUAUUCAUAUAAUCGAUUUCGAUAUUGGUUUAGGCGGUCAGUGGGCAUCUUAUAUGCAAGCAAUUGUCUGUAAAUCGAAAUCUCGUGAUUUCUCAUUUCCAUCGAUCAGAAUUACUGCUAUUGUUCCUGAAGAAUCGUCACUGGAAGCUAAUUUGAUCAGAGAAAAUCUUCAACAAUUUGCUAGAGAAUUAGGAAUUCGGUUUCAGCUCGAAUUUGUUCUCUACAAUUCGUUUGAAAUGUUGUUAUUCGGUUCCAUUAAAUUCAUCAAUGGUGAAAUGAUAGCAGUGAAUCUCUCGCCUUCGAUUUUCCGGCUUCUUUCUGCUUCUGAUUCAAUCGCUGGAUUCUUUCGUUUUCUCCGUCGGAUUUCUCCACAAAUCAUCGUCUUCGUGGAUAACGAAACGUGUAAAGACACUGAAAACUCAUCGUUUCGGAAAAACUUUAUCAACGGGCUUGAAUUCUAUUCGGCGCUGCUUGAAUCUCUGGAUGCUGCGAAUUCUAGCGAUGUUAAUUUGGUGAGAAGAAUCGAGAAAUUUUUGAUCCGGCCAAAGAUACAAACUACUGUAACUGCCGGAAGAAAUUGUAUAUCUUCAUGGCGGGAACUGUUAUCUGGUGCCGGAAUGAUGCCGGUGGCUUUGAGUGAGUUUACUGAGUCUCAGGCGGAUUGGUUGGUGAGACGCACAAAUAUCAGAGGCUUCCACGUGGCGAAACGUCAAGGUUCGAUGUUGCUGUGUUGGCAUGAGAGAGAACUUGUUUCCACGUCAGCGUGGAUGUGUUAGCGGUUAGAGGAGGGGUUUAGGUACUGAUAAUAAUUUCUUUUUGCUCCUUUGGUUUUUAAAAAACUAUCAUGCCGCCGUGUUAGGGUCGGUGUUGCUGUUAAUUAUUUGGUAAUUAGAGUUAUCAGGGACCAGAUGAGUUGUUCUUUUUUGUUCUAUAGUUCUCUAAUCACAUGUUCGGGAAGGAAGAAACUGGAAAACAAUCAACAAUUAGGUCUAUAUGUUUCUCUCUGUUAAUUGUAUAUUUCUCUUCAAGGAAUCGAAAUGCAUCCUUAUAAGUUGGAUGGUGGUUUAAUCAAAAUGAAAUGUUGGUGGUAUAA
This is a messenger RNA of Papaver somniferum (opium poppy), 2163 nucleotides long. Its product is annotated as scarecrow-like protein 15. Gene Ontology annotation, cellular component: nucleus. Bases 128 to 1846 code for a protein of 572 amino acids. The record is from RefSeq and is a predicted model, not a curated record. Gene Ontology annotation, biological process: regulation of DNA-templated transcription. Gene Ontology annotation, molecular function: DNA-binding transcription factor activity; sequence-specific DNA binding. The transcript has a single exon. Lineage: Eukaryota; Viridiplantae; Streptophyta; Magnoliopsida; Ranunculales; Papaveraceae.